Messenger RNA from Cordyceps militaris CM01, 1536 nucleotides. Its product is annotated as neutral amino acid permease, putative. Gene Ontology annotation, biological process: amino acid transmembrane transport. The transcript has 3 exons. The coding region runs from base 1 to 1536 and encodes 511 amino acids. Gene Ontology annotation, cellular component: vacuolar membrane. The record is from RefSeq and is a predicted model, not a curated record. NCBI's taxonomy places the organism in Eukaryota, Fungi, Ascomycota, Sordariomycetes, Hypocreales, Cordycipitaceae. Gene Ontology annotation, molecular function: amino acid transmembrane transporter activity.
AUGUCGGAAAAAUCAUUGAAAGCGGCCUCGCCUCCGGACCUCGAGGCCGUCAAUACCGCCACCACGACCAGUUCAUCUCGAUGGGCCUCCCUCUUUGGUGGCAAGAAUGUCGUGGUUGGCUCCCGCAUUGCGCCGAUACCAGACUACCUGAAGAACGAUGAAGCGGAGCACAGCGAAACCGCCUCGGAGAUCCUCGAUCGUCAGCUGGCGGCCGAGGACGGCGCUGCUAUCCAGUACCGCACGUGCUCCUGGCAAAAAACGGCGGCUCUGCUGUUUAGCGAGUACAUUUGCUUGGCUAUCAUGAGCUUCCCCUGGUCGUACCGCUAUCUUGGUCUCAUCCCCGGACUCAUCUUGACAGUCGUUGUUGCCGCCUUUGUUCAGUAUACGAGCCUGAUUUUGUGGAAAUUUUGCCUCCGCCACCCCGAGAUUCGCGAUGUCUGCGAUCUGGGACAGACGCUAUUUUGGGGCAAGGAAUGGGCCUGGUGGGCUACGGCCGUCAUGUUUGUCCUCAACAACACCUUUAUCCAGGGCCUCCACGUCCUGGUGGGAGCCAAGUACAUCAACACCAUGACGGAAAGCGACACCAUUGGUGGCUGCCGCACUGUCGAAUUCUCCAUUUUGGUCACAUUUAUCUGCUGGAUCGGGUCUCUGCCUCGCACCUUUGAAAUGAUGUCAAAGCUUGGCACCGCGUCCGCUGCCUUUACAUUCAUUUCUGUUGUUUUGGCUGCCGUCUUUUCCGCCGUUCAGAGCGGUCCUCCUGCCAAGGCUGGCAGCGGCGACGUCGUCUACGAUUUGUUCCCCAACGCGAGCGUCACUUUCGUCCAGGGCAUGGCCGCUUUCCUCAACAUUAGCUACACCUUUAUCGGACAGAUUACGCUGCCUAGCUUCAUUGCGGAAAUGCGCGACCCUCGUGAGUUUCCCAAGUCACUGUGGGCAUGCACCAUUGCGGAAAUUAUCGUCUUUUGCGUUGUCGGAGCAGUCAUGUACGUCUUUGUUGGCAACAACUACAUGACUGCGCCGGCGUUUGGGUCUCUCCAAGACUUGUACAAGAAGAUUUCAUUCUCAUUUAUGAUACCCACGCUUAUUUUCUUGGGUUGCCUAUACGCAUCCGUCACCUGUCGGUUCGUCUUCUUCCGCGUCUUCCGCAAUUCUCGCCAUCUCAACGACCACACUGUUGUGGGAUGGGGCUCGUGGGCUGGCAUUCUCCUCAUCACCUGGAUCGCUGCCUUUCUCAUCUCGCAGGUGAUUCCUUUCUUCUCGUCGCUUCUCUCGGUCAUGUCUUCUUUGUUUGACAGUUGGUUUGGCUUCAUCUUUUGGGGCGUGGCUUACUUUCGCAUGCGCCAUGUGGAUCGGCAAGACGGAAAGAAGGAGAACAAGAUCAUCGACUGGGCCUCCAACGGCCUCAAUGUGCUCAUCAUUCUCAUUGGUGUCAUGUUCCUGACGGUGGGAACAUAUGCCAGUGUGCAGGGCAUCAUUGACUCGUUUGAGGCGCAUGAGGUGCCCGGUGUCUUUUCAUGUGCUACCAAUGGCUCGUGA